Molecule: messenger RNA, 5125 nt
Organism: Pocillopora verrucosa
Lineage: Eukaryota; Metazoa; Cnidaria; Anthozoa; Scleractinia; Pocilloporidae
Product: sodium/potassium-transporting ATPase subunit alpha-3
Biological process (GO): sodium ion export across plasma membrane; potassium ion import across plasma membrane; intracellular potassium ion homeostasis
Cellular component (GO): plasma membrane
Molecular function (GO): ATP hydrolysis activity; ATP binding; P-type sodium:potassium-exchanging transporter activity
Source: RefSeq, a predicted model, not a curated record
GGCAAUUUUGUAAGACCGACUGACUGUGUUGUAUAGUUGCGUCUACCAAGCGUGCUCGCUACUCAGUAUCUCGUGCUGCGAGCCGGCUAACUUUUACGACCACCAAGGCCGAAGUUUUUAGUUUGUUUAAGUCCUACCCUGGCGGUUUGAGAUCUGAAAGCCGUUUAGUACCCGUUUUAAAACUGGUUUCAACGGCUUCAGCCACAGCUGGGCGACAGAGAAAAUGAGUAAAGCAGCAAAAGGAAGCGCCGAGGAAAAAGAAAAUUUGUUUGGGCGAAGUCAGAGCUACCGUGUCGCAACGACACCCCUAGUGAAUGAUGGUGCGGGUAAAAAAGAUGGCGGAAAACCCGCUAAGAAGAUGUCAAAGCGAAAAGCCAAGAAACAGGAAAAGAAGGAAAACCUUGAGGAUCUCAAGAAAGAAUUAGAAAUUGAUUGGCAUACAAUCGAGUUGGAGGAAGUAUGCAGGCGUUUAGAAACGAAUGUGGAAAGGGGUCUUAGCAUUGAAAAAGCUGCAGAAGUUCUUGAGCGAGAUGGCCCCAACUCUCUGACUCCCCCACCCACGACCCCUGAGUGGGUGAAGUUUUGUCGUCAGCUGUUUGGUGGUUUUGCCAUGCUGUUGUGGAUUGGUUCUAUUCUCUGUUUCGUCGCCUAUACUAUUCUUGUAUUUACAGAAGAGGAACCACCUUCAGAUAAUUUGUAUCUUGGGGUUGUAUUGGCUGCUGUAGUGAUUGUGACUGGGAUUUUCUCAUAUUACCAGGAAGCCAAAAGUUCUCGUAUCAUGGACAGCUUUAAGAAUUUGGUUCCACAGGAAGCAAAUGUGUUGCGCAGUGGUGAAAGACACACCAUCAAUGCAGAAGAAGUGGUUGUUGGUGAUAUAAUUUUUGUGAAGGGUGGGGACAGAGUUCCUGCUGACAUCAGAGUAGUGGAAGCCAGAGGCUUCAAGGUGGAUAACUCCUCACUCACGGGUGAAUCUGAGCCCCAGAGCAGAGGCCCUGACUGUACCAAUCAAAAUCCUCUAGAGACCAGAAAUCUGGCUUUCUUCUCAACAAAUGGACUGGAAGGAAACUGUGUUGGUAUCGCUGUACAAACCGGAGACAACACUGUCAUGGGACGUAUUGCUAACUUGGCUAGUGGUCUUGGCUCUGACAAAACUCCAAUCGCUAUUGAGAUUGAACAUUUCAUCCACAUCAUUACUGGUGUUGCUGUAUUUCUUGGGGUCUCCUUUUUCAUCAUUGCCUUUAUUCUGAAGUACAACUGGCUGGAAGCUGUCAUCUUCUUGAUUGGUAUCAUUGUGGCCAAUGUACCAGAAGGUCUUCUUGCAACUGUUACAGUGUGUUUGACCCUAACAGCCAAGAGAAUGGCUUCCAAGAACUGCUUGGUGAAGAAUCUUGAGGCUGUGGAGACUCUUGGCAGUACAUCCACAAUCUGUUCUGAUAAGACUGGUACACUCACUCAAAACCGAAUGACUGUGGCCCACAUGUGGUUUGAUAACAUGACAAUUGAGGCUGACACAACUGAAGAUCAAUCAGGAGUUUCCUUCGAUAAGAAAUCAGAUACAUGGAGAGCACUUGCUCGAAUUGCUGGACUUUGUAACAGAGCAGUAUUUAAAGCUGAUCAAGACCAUGUUCCAAUUUUGAAGAGGGAAUGCUCAGGAGAUGCCUCUGAAUCUGCCUUGAUGAAGUAUGUGGAGCUAUCCGAAGGAAGUGUGAAGGAAAUGAGAGAUAAACAUACCAAAGUUGCCGAGAUCCCAUUCAACUCGACCAACAAGUAUCAAGUAUCCAUUCAUGAAAACCCAGAUCCUGACGACAAGCGCCAUAUUCUUGUGAUGAAGGGUGCUCCCGAGAGAAUCCUUGAUCGUUGCUCAACAAUUUUGAUGAACGGUGAGGAAGUGGCGCUUGAUGAGAAAAUGCAGGAAGCUUUCAAUGCUGCUUAUCUCGAGCUGGGAGGCAUGGGUGAACGUGUGCUUGGUUUCUGUCAUUUCUUCUUGCCGUUGGAAGAUUUCCCUCCAGGAUUUGAGUUCAACACAGAUGAGCCUGUCAACUUCCCUCUUGAAAACCUGUGCUUCGUUGGUUUAAUGUCUAUGAUUGAUCCACCUCGCGCCGCUGUUCCUGAUGCUGUCAGCAAAUGCCGCAGUGCAGGAAUCAAAGUCAUCAUGGUGACAGGUGAUCAUCCAAUCACAGCCAAGGCCAUCGCCAAAGGAGUCGGAAUUAUCUCAGAAGGAACUGAGACUGUUGAAGAUAUUGCCACUCGUCUGAACAUCCCAAUAGAAGAGGUUGAUCCGCGACAAGCCAAAGCCAUUGUGGUUCAUGGACAGCAGUUGAAGGAAAUGGUUAAGAGCGACAUUGAUGAAAUCUUGUCCGAGCACACGGAGAUUGUAUUUGCAAGAACCUCUCCACAACAGAAACUGAUCAUUGUAGAAGGCUGCCAACGACAGGGGGCCAUUGUUGCUGUGACAGGAGAUGGUGUCAAUGACUCGCCAGCUUUGAAAAGGGCAGAUAUUGGUGUUGCUAUGGGUAUCGCUGGCUCAGAUGUGUCCAAACAGGCAGCUGAUAUGAUUCUGUUGGACGAUAACUUUGCAUCCAUUGUUACUGGAGUUGAAGAAGGUCGUUUGAUCUUUGACAACUUGAAGAAGUCCAUCGCCUACACUCUGACCAGUAACAUCCCCGAAAUCAGUCCUUUCUUGAUGUUUAUCAUCUUGGACAUUCCCCUUCCGCUUGGCACUGUGACAAUUCUUUGUAUCGAUUUGGGUACUGACAUGGUUCCCGCCAUCUCACUUGCUUAUGAAAAGGCCGAAUCAGACAUCAUGAAGCGUCAGCCUCGUGAUCCUCUCAACGACAAACUUGUGAAUGAAAGGCUGAUUGCUAUGGCUUACGGUCAAAUUGGGAUGAUUCAGGCUACCGCUGGUUUCUUUGUGUACUUUGUCAUCAUGGCAGAGAAUGGAUUCUUGCCUGGUUAUCUCUUUGGUUUGAGAAGACCCUGGGAUAACAGGGAGAUAAAUGAUUUACAAGAUUCUUAUGGCCAGGAGUGGACUUACAAUCAACGUAAGAUCCUGGAGUUCACCUGCCAUACUGCCUUCUUCGUCAGUAUUGUGAUUGUGCAGUGGGCAGAUCUGAUCAUCUGUAAGACCAGGAGAAAUUCUCUCUUCACACAGGGAAUGAACAACUGGUUCUUGAACUUCGGUCUGGUCUUCGAGACCUGCUUAGCUGCCUUCCUCAGCUACACUCCUGGCAUGUCCAAUGGACUGCGCAUGUACCCGCUAGCUUGGCAGUGGUGGUUCCCAGCCAUGCCUUUCAGUCUUGUCAUCUGGAUUUACGACGAGAUUCGUCGUUACAUUCUGCGUAGAUACCCCGGAUGCUGGCUUGACCAGGAGACUUACUAUUAGAAUUGUUAAAUCACCUGAUCACCUGACAUUCGAUGUUACCUGAUAACUGCAGACUUCAACUAACUUUGUCUCCUAAGUAUGCAGAGUUGUCGAUAUCAGUGGCAACUUUUUCCCUUUUUAAUUAUCCUACCAUUCUCUAUGUAUCAGGCUUAGAACUAAGCCUUUAGCUAGUCAAAUGUGUGUGUUAAGUGUGUAGGGUUAAGUUUCUUUAGGUGUGUCUGUAUUCUUAGUGGAACGAUUUCUGGAAACGUAAAGUUGUAAAACGUUGAAUUCAGAAUUGUACCAUGAUUUGUGAUCAGCGGUAUUUUAAAAUUUAAUUCGUGAAACUGUGUACAUGUAUGUGGUCUUGAAAGAGUGACGUCAGGGUGCUAAUUUACAGCAACGUCCGAAGUGACCUCCGAUGUAGGAAAAAGAUUGUAAAAAAUUUAUUUUGUUAGAUCGGAAGGCAGCAAAGUGGAAAACAAAUCAGAAAGGAAUGUGGUUAGUAAAGGAUGAACCAUGACGUUUCUCUUUCAAUCCUCUGACCUCCAUGUUCUGGUUAUUAAUUCAUUACCCUCCGUGCAUUACUCUCUAAACUGGCGGAGGGAAUCUGGUGUGAACGCCAGAUUACACCAUCCCCGUGAUGAGCUUGUUUCGUCUCAUCACCUGAUUGGCGGAUGGUAUUUUAAACCAGCUAGGGGAAGUUGCAGUGUGAUCAAGACUUGGGGGUUAAAGGAAUACAGUUAGCGUGUUUGUACGAAUUGUCCCUCAAUUAUUACAGAUACUGAAAUUACAGUCUUUAUCACUCCUCUGAACGGUAGAAUAGAAAGCGCUGUCCUCAUUCAGUUUAAUCUUGGCACAGUAAUUUUCUCGCGCAGCAUUUUGUAGUAAUUUUACGAAUGUUACUCCAUUAAUAUAUUUAAAAGAAUGAAACUGAGUUUUUCUUUUUUUAUUUUGUGAACUCAUUGUAACGGACCGUUUGUAGUAAGACAUUUUUAGAUUUGGCUAUCGUACUUUGUUAGAAUUUAUUCUACAUUAUGUUAAGACCUUUAAGAUCGGAAACGGAGCAGUUUUCAUUAGUUUGGAAUUAAGCUUUAAAGCUAAGAGGCCAAAGUUGAGUAAAAUCUCUGAUGUACUGAUAGUAGCACGGCCUUAGAACUCGUGGUUCACAGGUGUAGUGACUAAGUAAACAACCUUUGAGGUAUUUUAUCAAUCGACUUUCCCUAAAAAACGGAUUUUGUGUUAACAUCGAAACGACAGCAACGACAUUGCAAGCAGCACCAACAAGAAAAACAAAACAAAAGAAAUAGCCGAAGUUAGUGUCGUAGAGGGAAAGGCCGUGGUAACUAUAGCAUAAAUACGACGAGGAAUGUUAUCUUAAUGUUAUGCUUAAUUUUCAACAUCGACUUAGUCUAUCAAUUUAUUCGGAAUCGUGCUCAUUCGUUUUAGAGAAAGCAUUAGAAUAUUGGCUUCGUGGUUAAAUACUUGCUAAAACUUGAAUUUUGCUUCUUAAGUUUCUUUGCUAACCUAACCUUCGGGCAGCUCUUAAGUUAGUAGAGUAGUUUGCUUUGCAUGCAUCGCAAUUUGGAUGAUACAGUAUAAAUGUAACUGUUUCAUUGUAAAUUUAGGGAACUUUUAGAUAGCAACGACGGUCAAUGGCAGAGUUUUACCUGCUGAUGAUACGUGUCAAUUUUCUUUGAUUUACGUUCUAGCUUAUAUGAGAUGGAUUUGUAAUCAGUUUACCGUCAUUAAAAAUGGUAACUU